GUUAACGAUCGUUCUAGAUACUAUGCACAGCCUCCUGACUGUUCGCUUGCUGGUACUGCUUUCGCUGGCAACACUGUUUGCCGUACGUGGUGAGUUUGUUGCACUGCGCGACGCAUCGACAAGAAAUCGGACGUUACUCUGCUGGGCCAUAAAACUGUCCCCGACGGCGUACGUCACCGAUGCGGACUGUGUUCGGUCAUAUCGAAAGCACCAAAUUGCGAUGAUUUAUGGUGACAUUACACCGGCACCGUACGUACGGGAGCGUUUGGGUCGAAAGGUGGCUAGCUUGCGGCAGCAACCUGCCUGCCAACAUCGUGUACCUUCGCUUGUGCCGGUCAGUGCUUCAGAUGGUAGCAACCGAACCGUGCUUGAUCAAACGGUACGAAACUUUAUCGCUUCCUACGCCCUGUUGUCGACCGCACCGACGAAGACUUGCCGGGAGUGUCAAGUGUUGGCGAUACGAAGGAUUCUUCCCUGUCCGGCCACACCCGAUGGAAGCCAUCGAAACAGCACUUGCAGUGAAGAGCAAGCAACGGCGGGACACUUGGGUCUGGCAGUUCCGACGAAAGCUCCAAGCAACACUGUACGCGGAUCUGGAACGGCAAAGCAGGGAACGGUUGGAGAUGCUCAACUUUAUGGCCGCAGCAAGACGCUGAACCGGUCGUGUAAAAUGUUGCAUUACUGCGGCAAUAAAAAAAAAACAGCCGCUGCUCGUGUUGCAUCCCUUGUUGAGGACGUGCCAUUGAAGGCACGUAUCGUCCUAAAGCGCGAAAGCAGGUGGUUCUGGAGGGGAGUACAACUUCUACCAAACGAGUGGGUUUUGCGUUUUUAUGAGCGACGUACGAAGGAAAGAUUAAGUAAAUAGACACA
Molecule: messenger RNA, 870 nt
Organism: Anopheles funestus (African malaria mosquito)
Lineage: Eukaryota; Metazoa; Arthropoda; Insecta; Diptera; Culicidae
Exons: 2
Coding region: 23-865 (280 amino acids)
Source: RefSeq, a predicted model, not a curated record